This is a messenger RNA of Sporothrix schenckii 1099-18, 5178 nucleotides long. Its product is annotated as DNA topoisomerase II. Gene Ontology annotation, biological process: resolution of meiotic recombination intermediates; DNA topological change; sister chromatid segregation. Bases 1 to 5178 code for a protein of 1725 amino acids. Gene Ontology annotation, cellular component: nucleus. Gene Ontology annotation, molecular function: DNA binding; ATP binding; DNA topoisomerase type II (double strand cut, ATP-hydrolyzing) activity. The transcript is spliced from 3 exons. The record is from RefSeq and is a predicted model, not a curated record. Lineage: Eukaryota; Fungi; Ascomycota; Sordariomycetes; Ophiostomatales; Ophiostomataceae.
AUGGAUUUCGACGACGAUAUGAGCGACCCGGCGUUUGACAUGGACAACGACUCGGAAGACUACUCGCCGGCGCCGAAGGCAAAGGCGCCCGCAAAGAAAGCCGCUGCGACAAAGGCAGCACCAAAGAAACCCACAAAGGCCGCACUGGCAAAGCUGGCGGGGAAGCCGGCCGCGUCAAAGAAGAGAGCGAAACCCACGAGCGACGACGAGGACAAUGCCAGCGACGGUGAUUUCGGCUCCGGCAGCGUUGGCAACCUGUCGCAGACCCCGCCCAGUGCCAGCAAACAGAAGAAGCCUCCCGCAAAAAAGCCCAAGUCGGCCGGCAAGCCGCUCGCGGAGAUUGCCAACGACAGCGUUAGCCACUUUGACGGCGCCGACGAUGCGCCCGCACCGUCGCAGCCCACGUCCAACAAGACUGCGUCGGAGAUGUACCAGAAACUUACACAGCUCGAACACAUUAUCAAGCGUCCCGAUACCUACAUUGGCUCCGUCGAGCAUCUCGAGCAGCCCAUGUGGGUUUUCAACAAAGAGACGACCCAGAUGGAGAAACGCAACGUCUCUUUCGUCCCCGGCCUGUACAAGAUCUUUGACGAGAUUCUCGUCAACGCUGCCGACAACAAGCAGCGCGAUCCUGGCAUGACCAUGCUCAAGGUCACUGUUAGCCGCGAGUCGGGCGAGAUCAGCGUCGAGAACAACGGCAAAGGUAUUGCUGUUGAAAUGCACCAGAAGGAGAAGGUGUACAUUCCCGAGCUGCUGUUCGGCCACCUCCUGACGGGCUCGAACUACGACGACAACGAGAAGAAGACCGUUGGUGGCAGAAACGGUUACGGUGCCAAGCUAUGUAACGUCUUCUCCACCGAUUUCACAAUCGAGUGCCAGGACUCGACCAACGGCAAGCGCUACAAGCAGUCAUGGCACAACAACAUGUCUGUCAUGGACAAGGCGAAGAUCACGUCGAACAAGACCUCCGACUUUGUGCGCGUGACCUUCACGCCCGACUACAAGCGCUUCAACAUGCCUGACGGCAUCGACGAUGACCUGGAGGCCCUCAUCUACCGCCGCGUCUACGACAUGGCUGGUGUCGUGGACGGUGUCAAGGUGUACCUCAACGGCGAGCACCUCAAGGUCGGCUUCAAGAAGUACUGUGACCUGUACGCCAAGGCCAUUGCCAAGGAGCGCGACGAAGAAGUGACGGGUGAGGUGCUGCCCGAUACCGCCACCGUUCAGUUCGAGGACACGAAGCUGCACAGGCGUUGGCAAAUCGGUUUCACCGUGUCCGACGGCACCUUCCAGCAGGUGUCCUUUGUCAACUCCAUUGCCACGACGUCUGGUGGCACACACGUCAACUACAUUGCCGACCAGAUUUGCACUGCUCUGCUGACGGACCUCAACAAGAAGAAGAAGGGCCACUCUCUCAAGCUGAGCCACAUCCGCAACCACAUCUUCAUUUUUGUCAACUGCUUUAUCGACAACCCGGCCUUCAACUCGCAAACGAAGGAGCAGAUGACUACGAAAGUCAGCGCCUUUGGCAGCAAAUGUGUCCUCUCCGACGCCUUUUUGAAGAAGAUCCGCAACUCGGACGCCAUCAACAACAUCAUUCACUUUGCCGAGCGCAAGGCCGACAAGAUGAUGUCCAAGAGCGAUGGCAACAAGCGCUCUCGUAUAAGCAACGACAAGCUUGUUGACGCCAACUUGGCAGGCACAAAGCACGGCCACGAGUGCACGCUCAUUCUCACAGAGGGUGACUCUGCGCGUGGUUUAGCCGUUGCUGGUCGUGCCGUUCUCGAUCCCGACCGCAUCGGUGUGUUCCCGCUCCGCGGUAAGCUGCUCAACGUGCGCGAUGCGUCAAUCGACCAGAUCACCAAGAACAAGGAAAUUCAGAACAUCAAGCAGUUCCUUGGUCUGAAGCACAAGCAGGUCUAUACCGACACCAAGGGUCUCCGCUAUGGUCACCUCAUGAUCAUGGCCGAUCAGGACCACGACGGUAGUCAUAUCAAGGGCUUGCUCAUCAACUUCUUGCAAGUUCAGUUUCCGUCCUUGCUCCUGAUUCCGGAUUUCUUCCAGGAGUUCAUCACGCCCGUUGUCAAAAUUUGGCAAGGCCCCAACCCCAAAAAGCCCACGAAGACCAAGGCCUUCUACACGAUCCCCGAGUACGACGAGUGGAAGGAGAACCAUGCGGCGGAAGUGAAGCGGUGGGACCACAAGUACCUCAAGGGUCUGGGUUCCAGUUCCAACGAGGAUGCCCAGGUGUACUUUACCAACCUCGACGCCCAUCUGAAGGACUUCAAGGUGAUGCAGAGUGACGAGGCGCAGCUUUUCGACCUUGCCUUCUCCAAGAAGAAGGCGGAUGCGCGGAAGGAGUGGCUUGGCAACUUUGUGCCUGGCACGUUCUUGGACCAGUCCACGAAGAGCAUCACGUACACUGAUUUCGUGAACAAAGAGCUCAUUCUCUUCAGCAUGGCGGACAACAUGCGUUCCAUCCCGUCUGUCCUCGACGGCUUCAAGCCUGGCCAGCGCAAGGUCAUCUACACCUGUUUCAAGAAGAACUACGUCAAGGACCAGAAGGUGUUUGAGCUCGCUGGCACGGUCUCCAAGCUGGCCUCGUACCACCACGGCGACCAGUCGCUGCAUCAGACGAUUGUCGGCCUGGCGCAAAACUUUGUCGGCUCCAACAAUGUCAACUGUCUCGAGCCCAGUGGUAACUUUGGUUCUCGUCUUUCUGGCGGCUCUGAUGCUGCCAGCGCUCGUUACAUUUUCACGCGCCUGUCUCCCUUUGCCCGCCGUGUCUUUAGCCCGAUGGAUGAACCUGUCCUGGAGAACAACGUGGAUGAGGGCAGCAUCAUUGAGCCCAAGAACUACGCGCCGAUUGUGCCCAUGGUUCUCAUCAACGGUGCCGACGGCAUUGGUACUGGCUGGAGCACGCAGAUUCCCAAUUACAACCCCGUGGACAUUGUCAACAAUCUGAAGCGCCGCAUGGGCCGCCUUGGUAAUGUGGACGGCGAAGAGGCGCCUUUUGAGCCCAUGGUUCCCUGGUUCCGCGGCUGGAAGGGUACACCUGAGCAGGACCCGACCCAACCCGGCCGGUUCCGCUUCAACGGCAUCGUCUUCCAGGACGACAAGCACCCCAACGAGAUCAAUGUGACGGAGUUGCCCGUCCGCGUCUGGACUGACGACUUCAAGGCCCGACUGGAAGAGGUCAUCCGCGCUGAAAAGUCGCCUUCCUGGAUCAAGGACUACAAGGAAUUCAACGACCACCGCAAUGUGCACUUUAUCAUCCAGAUGGACGACAAGCACAUUCGGAGCGCGCUCGACGAGGGCCUCAUCGAGCGCUUCAAGCUCUCCAAGACCAUCGGUACGACGAACUUGGUCGCGUUCGACACCGAGGGCAAGAUCCGCCGCUACGAGAAGGUCGAGGACAUCAUGGAGGAGUACUACAACUACCGCUUUGGUGUCUACACGCAGCGCAAGGAGCAUUGGCUGCGCGUUUACCACAUGGAGUAUCGGAAGAUCCGCAACCAAUACCGCUUCAUCUCGGAGAUUAUGGAGGGCAAGCUGGUUGUGUCGAAGAAGAAGAAGGCCGUCAUCGUGCAGGAGCUGCGCGAGCGCAAGUACGAGGCCUUCCCCAAGGACAACGGGGACGCCAAGGGGGCCAAGUCCAAGGACGACGAAGACAAUGUCGAGGAAGAGGAAGAGGACGAGGAUGGUGGUUCUGCUCGCGACUAUGACUACCUGCUCUCGAUGGCCAUUUGGUCGUUCACGCAGGAGCGUCUGGAGCGGCUCAAGAAGCAGAUUGAUGGCAAGAAGGAGCAGUAUGACGAACUCAACUCGAAGAGCGAGAAGGAUUUGUGGUGCGCGGAUCUCGACGAGUUCAUCAAGGAGUGGGAGAACCAGCUGUUGCUUGACAGCGAUGUCCAGACCAGCAUCCGCCGCAUGGGCCGCCGUGCGUCCAAGAAGAUUGGUGCUGGCGGUGGCCGUGGCCGCAAGGUCAAGGACGAGGACGACUACGUGGAGAAGAAGCCUGCACGUGCGCCCAAGGUGUCGGCCGCGAUGAAGGCGCUCAAUGCGGCCAAGCCAGUGGAGAAGACGUCCGAGCGGUUUGCGGAGAUGUUCUCGGCGAAGCCCAAGACCAAGCCCGCCAGCCAGAAGCUGGGUGCCGACGGCGCCGAGGACGAUUUCUCCGACGACGACUUUGCUGCCCUGGCCAAGCCCAAGAAGUCCAAGACAGCAGCCGCCCCCAUUGCAGCUGCUGACCGCGUCGUCGACCUGAGCGACGACGACGAAAUGGACGAGGUGAUCCCGACCAUUGCGAGUGCGGUUGCUGGCGGCCGCACCAAACGGGCGGCGGCGACCAAGGCCAAGACGUGGACGCUCGACUCGGAAUCCGACAUGGACGAGGACGACAACGACGACGAGAUGCUUGGCGAUGUCGGGUCCAUGGUCAAGGGCAUCGGCGGUUCCGAGGCAAAGACGUCCGGCUCAUCGGCCAAUGGCCGGCUGAGCCUGUUUGCCAUGUCGCGGCCGGAGACGAGCCAGGGCGACAGCAGUGGUAGCGGUUCCUCGGUGCUGCCCAAGACCGUCCGCGCCAAGCCGUCGACCAAGUCGUUUGACUUUGACAGCCACGACGAUACCAACUACGAGGCCCUUGCCCUGUCGUCGCCGCGCAAGUCCACCAAGGGCGACGACGACAUCAAGUCGGAAGACGACGAUGACGACGACGAUGCGCGGCCGAGCAACGCGACUGCGCUGAGCACAGGAUCGACGCUCGCCAAGAAAGGCCGCGGCCGUCCUGGCGGCGGCGGCGGCGCCAAGGCCAAGGCCAAGGAGGAGCCCAAGACCAAGAGCGCAUCGGCCUCGACGCAGCUGUCGCCGGCGGCCAAGGCGUACGCCACCAAGAAGGCGCAAGCGAGAGCGGCUCUGUUUGACAGCGACGACAGCAUGGACGAUAUGGAGGCGGCCCCUGCCCCGCGCAAGCCUGCGGGCAAGGCCGCCGCGUCCAAGGCAUCAACGGCUGCCAAACCAGCAGCCAAACCGGCCGCCAAGGCAGCCACAAAGGCUGCCCCUAAGCGCUCGGCACGGGCGGCCACAGCCACCAAGAAGAAGCCAGUGUAUGUGGACGAUGACGACGACGAGGACGACGUGAAGGACGAGGACGACGAGUUUGCAAUGGAUUUCGAUUAG